This is a messenger RNA of Olea europaea var. sylvestris, 1095 nucleotides long. RefSeq names its product vesicle-associated protein 1-1-like. The record is from RefSeq and is a predicted model, not a curated record. The transcript has 8 exons. Gene Ontology annotation, biological process: endoplasmic reticulum membrane organization. NCBI's taxonomy places the organism in Eukaryota, Viridiplantae, Streptophyta, Magnoliopsida, Lamiales, Oleaceae. Bases 172 to 879 code for a protein of 235 amino acids. Gene Ontology annotation, cellular component: endoplasmic reticulum membrane; plasma membrane.
UCGACUUCUCCGUUUUGUGCAUUUAAAAUCAACUCAUAAUUUCCCUCCAUAUUCAGAUAAUUCCGGAUCACCCCCAAUUUUUUCCUCAAAAAAUUCAACUGCAUUUUAUUUCGUUUCGGUUCAUUUCAAUACAAUUUUGUUUUUUAAUUUCUCGUUUAAUUUUUGGUGAAAAUGAGUACCGGAGAGCUUCUCAGCAUUGAACCUUCAGAACUCAAAUUCGCUCUUGAGCUGAAGAAGCAGAUCUCAUGUUCUCUCCAAGUAUUGAAUAAGACUGAGAAUCAAGUAGCUUUCAAGGUGAAGACUACGAAUCCGAAGAAAUAUUGCGUCCGACCCAACACUGGAAUUGUUUUGCCUCGAUCAAAAUGUGAUAUCACUGUAACAAUGCAAGCACAGAAGGAGCUGCCUCCUGACUUGCAAUGCAAGGACAAAUUUUUGCUUCAGAGUGUAGUUGUAAAUCAUGGUGCAACACAAAAAGACAUUACUCCAGAAAUGUUUACUAAGGAGGAAGGACGUGUUGUUGAAGAGUGCAAGUUGAGAGUGCUUUAUGUUUCCCCACCUCGACCACCAUCUCCAGUUGCAGAGGGAUCCGAUGAGGACUCUUCACCAAAGACGACUUCUAUGGAGAAUGAAAAUCUGAAUGGCAGUGAGGUUACUAGAAAGUUUGUUGAUAGUCAUGAAAAUUCACAGGAGGUACGCUCACUUAUUUCAAAAUUUACCGAAGAAAAAGCUGCUGCAAUUCAACAGAGCAACAAACUUCGUCAAGAAUUGCUACUCUUGAGGCGUGAUAGCAACAAAAGUGGAGGUGGAGUCUCCAUCAUGUUCGUCGUCAUCAUUGGCUUGCUCGGCGCUGUUUUGGGGUACCUCAUGAAACGGACAUAAUUAUCCAUCUGAAUAUUUUGGCUUUAUGUUUUCAUACUAUUUUGCUUCUCUCCACACAUAUUGAAAUAUAGGGACGGAAAAAUAUCACGAAGGUGUCAAUUUUGUAUUAGCUUAGUUUGAUAGAAAUUUUAUGUUUAGGUUGAUUCAACAUGCUGUUUUGUUCGAUCUAAUGGUGCAUUCUUUUGUAAACUUUAAUGAAACUUCUUUAUUUCUUUC